This is a messenger RNA of Hippocampus zosterae (dwarf seahorse), 866 nucleotides long. Its product is annotated as tumor necrosis factor receptor superfamily member 13C-like. The transcript has 3 exons. Gene Ontology annotation, biological process: T cell costimulation; positive regulation of B cell proliferation; positive regulation of T cell proliferation. Lineage: Eukaryota; Metazoa; Chordata; Actinopteri; Syngnathiformes; Syngnathidae. Gene Ontology annotation, cellular component: external side of plasma membrane. Gene Ontology annotation, molecular function: signaling receptor activity. The record is from RefSeq and is a predicted model, not a curated record. Bases 257 to 841 code for a protein of 194 amino acids.
GAAAUUCAUAAUGUGAGGUCGGGAACUCUGGUCCGUUGGAGCAGAAAGAGAGCGAGCCGUUUGUCUCUCGGGCCCCGUGCGUCUACUGGCAUUUCAUCGCGUUCACCCCUUCCUGUGAAAUGGAGGAACUGAAACAUCUGUAAGGCGCCCGCUGUUAUUUUCAUAUAAGAGUGGUUGCCUUCAUCCACGAGGUCUCACUUUUUUUUUUCUCUCUCUCUAUUCGCAUUUGUGCAAGUUGCUCCUGCUGCUUGCAGCGAUGACCAAGAAGAAGAACUGUCCUCCUGGCACAACAUGGGACAACCUUGUCAACACCUGCAUCCAAGGUUGGGCCGAAACCCGACCAGAACCUCCAACAGAGUUGACCCCAGUUUUCCAACAGAGAAGCACAUCUCCUGCCGCAAGGGCAGACCCGGAUAUCGCUCUGAAUCCAGUUCUGUGGAUUGUGGUGGUUUUGACCACCCUGGGGUCCAUCAUGGCUUUGGCUCUCUGGUUCAUCAUAUAUAAACGACAGAGCAGACUCGGUAGAACUUCGGCAGAAGAAAUGGAGUCUGCACCAGAGCCUCUCCGUAAAAUACAGCCGCCUCUCGAAAGUCAUUUGUCCACGUCAGCUACAUUGACCCCUUUGGCCUGUGCCCACUCGUACAACCCGGGAAGCGGCAGCACCUCAAAGCGGGAGGAGGCAUUCGCCAAUUGCAGGGGGCCCCCGAAAUGUCAGAAGACAACAGAUCGCGCCGAGGAGGUUGGAGUGCUUCCAGUUUUCAGUGCAAAGAGAGAGCACAGAGUCCCGCUUCCUGCCACAGAACUCGGCGACACUGCCUUGGUGACAACCAAAACUGUGUAGAUUCUAUUUCAACUUCAGACAUCUU